AUUCAAAGUCAAAUGUUGUUGUUUGGAUUGGACGUAUUGGAAGAAACUAGAAAAAUAAUAUAAUUAAUUCUUAAUUAUCUCUAUAGUAAUUACAUAUUUUGUUAUAGACGAAUGGUCAAUAAAAUUAUAAAAUGUCUGCCAUGGAUGAUAUUUACACCAAUUUAGAAAACUAUGAUGACUACAACAAACUUGAAGAGCUCCAAAAUGAAAACAAAACACUGAAGUUUAAAAUUGAAGAAUAUACGUCGGCAAUAAAUAAGCUUCAAAAAAAUAUUUUACAGGAUUUUGAUAUGUUAGCUGUGGAACAUAAAAAACUGGAGUUGAAUUAUUCAUCAUUACUCAAAACUGCUAAAGCUGAGAUUGAGAGGAAAACAUUAAUGAUAAAGGAGCUAAAUAUAGAGAAAGAUAAAUUAAUAAUAAAUGCAAGACAGAAUAAUAUUAAAAGUAAAUUCAAUAAGUUUCAAAGUGAUAGAUUUAAUUCUAAAAGUAAUAAAAGCUCUGAUACAAGCAGCAUACAAGAGCCAAUGCAAACACAUCGUAACAGCCAAGUUGUACACAAUGAAUUUAAAAACGACAAUACCUCACCAUUAGACACAUCAACCUGCAGUGGAGAUACAAGAGACUUGAAUGACGCCCUUCGCUUAGCCAACAAAAGUAUCAAAAAUGCUACAAGUUAUACUAAAGAAAAUUCAGUACACAUGUCAAGUAAACUUGAAAACAAAGAGACAGAGGUAAAAGUUAAGAAAAUUAUGAAUAGAAGAAAGUCAAUGCCAGCAUCAAGUUGUCGAGCUGUAAAUUACAGUACAGACGAUGAACGUGAAAGUAGUGUAACAACAAAAUCAAACAACACCCAACAUCCGAUACAGGAUGAGAAAAAACAAUCUUCGGAUAGGUAUUACCAAAACUAUAAAACAUAUGACACAUCAAGUUUGGAAAAUAACUACACACAUUAUCAAGAACAAAUGAGUUAUAGAAAUAAAUCGUAUUAUUACAAUGAUAGUAAUUAUAGGAACAGGGAUAGUUAUGAUUCUUCACAAAGACGUCGCUGGAAUAUUAGUCCGGAUAGAUCAAAUCGAAACGGAAGAGAUUAUACAGAUUAUUACCAUCAAACAUACAAUCGUAGAGGUCACGACAGCCCACCACGAGACAAAUCUUAUCACCAAAGUAGAUCGAGCGAUCGUAAAUAUAAUUACCAAAGAUCUCGCUCAAGAGAUUAUUCAAGAAGUAACAAUGAUAGUGGAAGGUACAGUGACAAACAUAGACUACAAGAUGACACAGAAGAACCAAGUUACAAGCGACAAAAAUAUGAACAUUCACAUAAAUAUAAUGAGGAUGGAGGACGGCAAAGAGAUACCAGUAAUAGCAAAGCCACAUUGCCUAUGUUAAUGGAAAAUUCAGUUUCGUGUCAAUCACCCGACUAUGUACAUGCUGACAGUCAUACAUCAUUAGCGCCUAUUAGAGAAAUAAGGAGUACCGCUGUCAUGCACUUAGAAGACCCACGACUCUCUAGUAAAAAGUAUAAAAUAAUAAAUGACACUGAUAGAGAAAUUUUAACAACAGUUAUUGGAAGAAAUGUAGACAUUAUACCGGUAAAUAAGAAACUAUGGGAUUUUAACCCAAUUCCUAUACCGAAAGCAUUAAUCGAACCACCUUCAAGUUACAUAGAAAAUAUGACGAAAAGUUUUAACAUGGAUUAUUAUUCGAAUUAUAACAUGAUUGGUGGUUCAAAUGAAAUGUCAUAUAGAACUAAGGGAGAUUAUUAUUCGAAAUAUGAACCUGCUGAUCUAAUACAAAAUAAUAGUAAAGAUGCUAUUAUUUCUAAUGCAUUUACAAAUAAAGAAAUACAAUGCAAAGAGGAAGCAAAAAGCAAUGAAGCAACAGUUAGUAUGGACAUUGAAUCACAUACUGUUAAAGAUAAAACUGAUGCUGCUGAGGCUUCUAAAAGUUCAAAAAAACAAAAUAAUUCUGAGGUUUCUAUAGGUACAGAUGCUCUUAGAAACAAAACUUCUAAUAAAGAUUCAGUGGAAAAAUGUUCUGUUUCAAGUCAGGAAAUUUCACAACCUGUUGAAUCUAGACAUACCAAUAAUGUUAAAAGCUACAAUAAUAGAAAUACACAAAAAAAUGUUAAGAACAAGGGAAAAAGGCUGACUGAUAACGAAGAUUCUGAAAAAUUUAUUGAAAAUAGGAAUCACGAAUUAGCUAUGUCGAGGAAAAUUGUUGAAUCAGAUCUGACUUUGAGCGACGACACGAGCGAUAAUUUUGAUCCUCCCCUGACAAUAGUUGACACACAAACUAAAUCUAAAUGUAAAAAAUAUAAAACAAAGGAAUCAAAAAACCACAAAGCUACUAUAGAUUCGAAAAAAUCUGAAAAUACUUUAGAAAUCCUUCCACAUACAAAUACUGCAGAAUGUAAAAUAAAACAUUCACCUGAACAGGAGAAAACUAAACACACUGAGCAAUAUUUAGAAACUACUAAAAAACAAAAAUGUAAAAAGAAAUCACAAGAAGGCAAAGACGACGUUGACGAUUCUAAAACAUGUAAAAUAAAAAAGGCCAAGAAAGAAAAAGAAGGUAAAACAGAAAUAAAAACAAAGUUUAGCGAACUGUUUGGAGACAGCAGUAGUUUAAUAACUUGCGAUGAUCUUGGAGUGGUGCCGCAACAACCUGAACGACCUAACUUUGGCACUAUUAUUGAAGAUACUCAAGAUGCUGUCGAUAUUAAUAUAAAGGAGAUAGACCAAUUUCAGGCACAAAAUGAUGAAAAAUAUGAUACCAAAGAACAAGCGAACAAACAGACAGAGCCUAUGACCGUAACAGCUGAUAACAAAAAAUGUGAUCUCAAAAUAAAUAUAAGAAAAACGGAAGACAAAUAUACUAUAAUUAAUGAAGCUACAGAACCGGUUAAUCUAUUUAACAUAAAAGCAAACGCAGUAUCUAAUAUACCUGAUACCAUUAUUAUAUCUACAGGAAUGCAACAACAAAAUGUAUUCAACAAUGAUGUAGAAUUUAGACAACCGAUGAAUAUGAACUGUGUUGAAAGACUGCAACCUCAUCUUAGUCCGGGGCUGGCUCUGGCCACAUCUACUCCUGCGAAGACACAAGAUCAAAUGCAAAAGGAUGCUGCUGCUUUACAAUCUGACUGUUCCAGUGUUAGUUCAUCUGACGCUAUUAUAGUCAAAUCACAGAUGAAAAAUCAAACAUCUGACUCAGAUUGUCAAAAGGAAUCAGAUGUGCCUGAUGUCAGAAUAUUUGUGAAACGAAGAAGAAAAGGGAAAAAAUGACACGAUGGUGUUAUAUAGUUAUUUUUAAGUUCUAUUUUAGUAAUGUCUCAAAUGCAAAACUUUUAAUAGCAAAUACAGAGAGUACGCUGCGUACUUGUAUUUGAUAUAUAUUGUUAGGAAGAUAAUCCGAAAAUGUGGCAUUGUAUUGACCCAACACUAGCCUUAAAAUGUCGACGUUUGUAUCCCCUCACUAAUCAUUCUGACACUGGACUUUGUAACGAAAGUACGUCAUUCGCGCAAAAUGAUUCUUUAAUUAUGUCUAAAAAUAUUUAGAAGUAUUUAAUAUUUGAAUAAUAAAUAUUUUGACGCGACUUCAAAUGUAACAUAUCUAUGUUAAUUUGAAAGUUACCAAAUUUAUAUUACUUAAGUAUAACACCCCAUUCCGGUCCUAGUUUCGAUAAUUGUAGGGGAUUGUUAAAUACAGGCUGUUUAUUAUUAGAUUUAGUUCAUAAGUUCUUUAUUCUUAAUGUUUGUUUUCUAUAUGAAUACUACUAUUCUCUCUAAGUUUGCUCAAAAGACAUGACAAACUGUUAAGAUUUGUUAAAAAAAAA
Papilio xuthus (Asian swallowtail) is the source of this 3832-nucleotide messenger RNA. RefSeq lists its product as uncharacterized. The transcript is spliced from 7 exons. The coding region runs from base 132 to 3281 and encodes 1049 amino acids. Lineage: Eukaryota; Metazoa; Arthropoda; Insecta; Lepidoptera; Papilionidae. The record is from RefSeq and is a predicted model, not a curated record.